AUGGGUCUACUUUUAGCAGUUAAUGCCGGUUCUAAUAAAGAAGCAAGAUUUAUAAUUAUAGAAUAUCUAGGGAAUCCUAGUUCAAAAGAAAAACUUGGCCUUGUUGGUAAAGGAAUCACUUUUGAUAGUGGAGGAUAUUCUCUAAAAUCAUCAGAUUUUAUGAUAAAUAUGAAAUUCGAUAUGUCAGGAGCAGCUGUGGUGACUGGGGUUAUGUACGGGCUUUCUUGUCUUAAGCCUAACAUUAAUGUAAUAGCUGUAGCUGGAUUAACUGACAAUAGAAUUGGUCAAAACGCCACUUUAGUAGAAAGUGUUGUUAAAUCAUUGAGUGGUAAAUAUGUAGAAAUUGGUGACACUGAUGCUGAAGGAAGAUUAGUUUUGGCAGAUGGGAUUAGUUAUCUUGUCGAAAAAGCUAAUGUUGAUAAAGUAAUUAGCGUGGCUACUUUAACUGGAUCAUGCAGAAGAACUUUGGGAGAAUGA
Molecule: messenger RNA, 477 nt
Organism: Stegodyphus dumicola
Lineage: Eukaryota; Metazoa; Arthropoda; Arachnida; Araneae; Eresidae
Product: probable cytosol aminopeptidase
Source: RefSeq, a predicted model, not a curated record